This is a messenger RNA of Parascedosporium putredinis, 885 nucleotides long. Lineage: Eukaryota; Fungi; Ascomycota; Sordariomycetes; Microascales; Microascaceae. The record is from the annotation of a GenBank genome assembly.
AUGCAGGAUGUGACCGAAAUCAUCGGAACUGAAAAGGUGGAUCUUGGGUUCAAGGCCAUGAUUCAUACCCUUGCUGCUAAAGCACGAAACUUCCCCGUGAUUUCCAUCGGAAGCCUCCUCGACGAGCCCUUCACGGGCGUCGUCUAUCUCAAGGACUCGGGAAUCACGACCGACUUCCGCAGCCUCAAGGGCAAGCGCAUCGGCUACGUCGGAGAAUUUGGCAAGAUCCAAAUCGACGAGCUCACCUCCCACUACGGCAUGUCUCCCGACGACUACACCUCCGUGCGUUGCGGCAUGAACGUCUCCAAGGCCAUCAUCAAGGGCAGCAUCGACGCCGGCAUCGGCCUCGAGAAUGUGCAGAUGGUGGAGCUCGAGGAGUGGCUCGCCGCGCAGGGCCGCCCAAAGACUGACGUCCAGAUGCUCCGUAUCGACGAGUUGGCCGAGCUCGGCUGCUGCUGCUUUUGCACCAUCUUGUACAUUGGCAACGAGCGCUUCGUGCGCGAGAACCCGGAAAAGGUCCGCGCGUUCAUGCGCGCCGUGAAGAAGGCGACCGACUUUGUCAUUCAGGAGCCUGAAAAGGCUUGGGCCGAGUACGUCGACUUCAAGCCCGUCAUGGGCACGGAGCUGAACCGCAAGAUCUUUGAGCGCAGUUUCGCCUACUUCUCCAAGGAUCUGAAGAAUGUCAGGCGGGACUGGGACAAGGUCACCAAGUACGGAAAGCGCCUUGGUGUCUUGGAUGCCGCCUUUGAGCCCAACUACACCAACGCCUUCCUUGACUGGGCCCUCGAAGAAGAAUCGGCGGAUCCGACGGGCGAUCAGAAGAGAAUUGCCAAGCUUCAGCAGGAUGUGGCCGCCCACGGCGGCUUCCACCGCCUCGCCGUCUAA